AUGGGUAACGUCACCAAGGGUGCCAGCAGACAUGUCCCUCCCUUCGCUUGGCCCCUGCUCUCCUGCGGGCAGGGGAGCGAUUCACACCGGGAGCCGCUGUACAAAGCCAUAAUGGAAGAGGACCGUAGUGCUAUUAAAGCUCUGCUGGCUGAUUAUUCUGUCAAUGAACCACUGAGUGUGUGGAAGGAGCCUUACAUCAUGGAUCUGCUCUCCUUCCAGGUAGAUCAUGCUAACUCUCCAAUCCACUUAGCUGCUAAGUACAGAAAAGAAAGAAGUUUGCAAUGUUUGCUAGAAUCAGGUGCUGAUCCAAAAAUAAGGAAUAACAGAGGCUACACAGCACUCCAUCUUCUCCUACUAAACUUGCCUAGGAGCUGCACAGCUCAGGCACCCAUCUCAGACAAACUCCAGAGAAAUCAACCAACUUUACAACAUAACACAGAAAAGUCUCUCUGUACCUUGCGCAAGGUAAAACAUCAUAUAAAUCCUGAAAUGAAUAAUCACAAAAAUGACAGUCUUCUACAGUUAGGCCAACAGUCUGAAGGCUUUCGAGCUAUAUCCGUUCUCAUUGAGCAUGGUGCCAAUGUGGAUGACACGGACAAGUUUGGCAGGACAGCUCUUCACAUAGCUGCAAUGGCACUAGAUGAACAGGUAACAGCAACUCUUAUCGCCUAUGGAGCAAACAUUAAUUUUCCUAACCCAAAAUGUGGAAGAACUGCCCUUCAUUUUGCAGUGUGCACAGCAUCAUUUAAAGCAAGCAGAAUUUUAGGUACCAAUGUAGAUUGCAUUCGUUUACUAUUAAAUAACGGAGCCAAAGUUAAUAUCCAAGAUCAUGAGGGACGAACAGCUAUUCAUGAAGCUUGCUCAGGUGGCAGAAAGGAAAUAGUUGAUCUCCUAUUAGAGUAUAAAGCAGAUGUGAAUAGCUUAACAAGGGAUGGACAAUCUCCACUCUUUACAUUUCUUCAGCACAGAACAAAUUUAAAGUAUACGGCACUGCUGAACAAGUUGCUAGGACUCUCAUAUCCAUUGAGGUUAAGAGAUGAUCAAGGACAUCUACCCCCUGGACUUCUGUUCUCAGAAUUUCAAAUGCUGAAAGACCGACUUAUAACUUUAUCAAAUAAACUACCAUCUCUGCAGGACAUCUGCAUCUUCACUGUUAGAAGAAUAUAUGGUGAAAAGUAUAAGCACUGGCUCAAAAAAAGACUUCCAGUAAUUGUAUGGAAUUCUUUAUACAAAUACGAGGACUUCUCAACACUUUGGAAAAAUAAGACCAUGAUGAUAACAUGGAUGACAGGAGACCAUGAUGACAGGAAAGCAAACUAA
Molecule: messenger RNA, 1320 nt
Organism: Tinamus guttatus (white-throated tinamou)
Lineage: Eukaryota; Metazoa; Chordata; Aves; Tinamiformes; Tinamidae
Source: RefSeq, a predicted model, not a curated record